GUUUCCUGUGGGGGAGAACGUGAGUGACGUUGCUGUAACUCACACAUACAUGCUUCUCUCUCUCUUUCCUCCCACCCAGUGAGACACCGGCUCCCUCUGUCUGGGGGAGGGGAGAGGAGGGGCCCUUAGCGAGUCGGACUUCCUCCUCCAGUAGAACCUGGAUUGGAUUCUAGAAUAACCCACUACCUCUAUACACCUAUAUCAAUGUGAAAAGUGGGUUUUGGGGGAAAGGGUGCGGGUGGUGGGAGAGGCAAUAGAGGUAGUUCCCAGCCGCCGCCACUCGAACUUGAAAAGAGGCGUGGAGGACUUGCUGAGCAGCUCAGGUGCACUCCGGCUGGGCAACUGUGGGCCUUGCGAAAGGUGUGGCCUUGCUCAGGUAUCGGAGGUGGAGACUUUGACACCGGUCGGAUGAGGAAGCACCACCGCACUUCCUCAGUUCUGUUGCUGUACUUUGCUCCAUCGUGGUGGGGGAGGAAGGUUUCGCUUCGGGCCAACAAAUGAAGGAAGGGGUAAACGGCUCCCGGGGCUGCCUCUGUGCCAGGAAAGGCUUGCUCCCUCCCUCUUGAGCUCCCACGAGGCGCCUCUUCGCUCAGACUUGUUUGCAAGAAUUCUGGAUAUCUGCCUAUUUAUUCCUUCACCACCCAGACAAUAAGCGACCGGGUCCAGUCUCUUCUUCCUCCCUGUCUCUUCCCCACCACCACCACCACCUCCGGGUCUCCUUCAAGUAGCAGUGGAUCAAUGAGGUACAGCGUGCCUCUGGCUGGCAGAGGCGCUACAGCGUGAAGUGGCAGAGGAGAGGACGAUUAAUGAGUGGAGGAUAUAGCUACAUCGUGCCUAUGACGAUGGGAGUACCGGCCUUGGGACAUCCGGAGUCUAAGCCCAGCACAAAGUCCAAUAUGCUACGAGGCCGUGGCCCAGUUACCUCUGCCGACGAACAGCCACACAUUGGGAACUACCGCUUGUUGAAGACGAUUGGCAAGGGCAACUUUGCCAAGGUCAAGUUGGCACGGCAUGUCCUGACGGGGAAAGAGGUGGCUGUGAAAAUCAUUGACAAGACGCAGCUGAACUCUUCCAGCCUACAGAAGCUCUUCCGGGAAGUACGAAUAAUGAAGGUCUUGAAUCAUCCUAAUAUAGUUAAAUUAUUUGAAGUCAUAGAGACGGAGAAGACACUGUACCUCGUCAUGGAGUACGCCAGUGGGGGUGAGGUGUUCGACUAUUUAGUAGCCCACGGAAGAAUGAAAGAAAAGGAAGCACGGGCAAAAUUCCGACAGAUAGUUUCUGCUGUGCAGUACUGUCACCAAAAAUUCAUUGUACAUAGAGACUUGAAGGCAGAGAAUCUGCUCUUAGAUGCCGACAUGAACAUUAAAAUUGCAGACUUUGGUUUUAGCAACGAGUUCACGUUUGGCAACAAACUUGACACCUUCUGCGGGAGCCCCCCAUACGCCGCGCCUGAGCUUUUCCAGGGCAAGAAGUACGAUGGCCCCGAGGUGGACGUCUGGAGCCUGGGGGUCAUUCUUUACACACUGGUCAGCGGCUCACUGCCCUUCGAUGGGCAGAACCUCAAGGAGCUGCGAGAACGGGUCUUGAGGGGGAAGUACCGGAUCCCCUUCUACAUGUCCACGGACUGUGAGAACCUGCUGAAAAAAUUCCUCAUCCUUAACCCUAGCAAGAGAGGCACUUUAGAGCAAAUCAUGAAAGACCGCUGGAUGAAUGUGGGUCAUGAGGACGAUGAGCUGAAGCCUUACGUGGAGCCUCUGCCUGACUACAAAGAUCCCCGGCGGACAGAGCUCAUGAUCUCAAUGGGAUAUACGCAAGAGGAAAUCCAGGACUCGUUAGUCAGCCAGAAGUAUAACAAAGUAAUGGCUACAUAUCUGCUGCUAGGAUACAAAAAUUCAGAGCUUGACAACGAUAGCAUUACCCUGAAGCCACGGACCCAACCCGAACUCACCAACAGCACCGCCCCCUCCCCAUCGCACAAGGUACAGCGCAGUGCAUCGGCCAACCCCAAGCAACGCCGCUUAAGCGACCAGGUACCGACCAUCCCAACUUCCACCUCGUACUCCAAGAAGACGCAGGCAGCCAACGCGGAGAACAAGCGGCCUGAAGAGGAGCGUGAGGCUGGGCGCAGCAAGGGCAGCAGCACGGUCAAAGUGCCCGCCAGCCCCCUGCCCAGCCUGGAGAGGAAGAAAAGCACCCCCACUCCUUCCACAAACAGCGUCCUCUCGACCAGCACAAACCGAAGCCGCAAUUCGCCCAUGCUGGACCGGGCCAGUUUGGGCCAGAACUCCAUCCAGAACGGCAAAGAUAGCCUAACUACUCCAGGCUCCCGGGCUUCCACCGCUUCAGCUUCCGCCGCCGUGAGCUCCGCGCGCCCACGACAGCACCAGAAAUCCAUGUCUGCCUCGGUGCACCCCUCCAAGCCCGCGCUGCCCCCCUCCGACAAUAACUGUGAGGCCCAGCGACCCAGCACUGCACCCCAGAGGGUCCCCGUCGCCUCUCCCUCAGCCCACAACAUCAGCAGUGCCCUUCCGGAGCGCACCAACUUCCCGCGGGGCGUCUCCAGCCGCAGCACUUUCCAUGCCGGGCAGCUCCGGCAGGUCCGGGACCAGCAGAACCUCCCCUAUGGCCUCACGCCAGCCUCGCCCUCCGGAAACAGCCAAGGCAGGAGGGGGGCCUCAGGGAACCUCUUCAGCAAGUUCACCUCCAAGUUUGUGCGCAGAAAUCUGUCUUUCAGGUUUGCCAGAAGGAACCUGCAUGAGCCCGAAAACAAUUACCGUGUGGAGACGCUCAGGCCUCAUAUGGUGGGCGGCAGCGGCGACAAAGAGCGUGACGACAACCGGGAGGCCAAACCGCGCUCGCUGCGCUUCACCUGGAGCAUGAAGACAACCAGCUCCAUGGAGCCCAACGAGAUGAUGAAGGAGAUCCGGAAAGUGCUGGACGCUAACAACUGCCAGUGCGAGUUGCAGGAGAAGUACAUGCUCCUGUGCAUGCACGGCGCGCCAGGCCACGAGGCCUUUGUGCAGUGGGAGAUGGAGGUGUGCAAGCUUCCCCGCCUCUCGCUGAACGGUGUCCGCUUCAAGCGGAUAUCGGGCACCUCCAUGGCCUUCAAGAACAUUGCCUCAAAAAUCGCCAAUGAACUGAAGCUUUAACAGGCUCCGUUGGGGGGCCUGCCUGCACGCGCAUGGGGUGGGGGUUAGGAGUAAAAGCUGCAAUUUUAACUCUGGAAGGGUUUAUUUUUUGAUACCCUGGUGCAGGACAAAGGAGAUUGGGGGGGCAGGGGAAAGGGGCGGCAGUUGAUGUUUGGGGGCAUCCCCCCUCCCUCCUCCCCUGGCUGCUGGAUCGCCAUGGAGACGGAGUGUGUGGGGUAGUGCCUGGCAGCCACCCAGCCGGUCUCCGUGGCAACAGUAGUGGGAGCCUACCAAGGGCUGUUGGUCUCUAUAGUGACUGUGUUGGGGGGCAUCCCUUUUGGUCUCCGUGGCGACCAUGGUACUUCCCUUUUCCUUUCCUUUUUUGUUUUCGUUGCACAUGAGACAGGGUUUUAAAUUUUUACGAAACACAGCAAAAAGCAAAGAGAGAAAAAGAGUGGAAUCCCCCCCUCCGCUGCCAGAGCUCGCCUGCCCCCACAUUGCCUUUUACCUCCCAGAAUGCCUUUUGUGCACACCUUCCUCUCUCGCUCCUUGUGGUUUUGGUGGUGGUUUGGACUGUUGGGCCUGCGCUUGUCCCCUGGGAGAACCUUCCCUCUGGGCAUUACUGCAGUGGCAAGGGUUCCCCUUCUGACUUUCCCUAGAUGGGCCAGUGGUGGGCUAGGAGGCUCCCUCUGCCCUUGCCCACUUCAAGGCUGUUUCUCCUCUCCUGUUUUGGUCAAGGCUGUUGGAAGCCAUUCUGUUCCAGUGCCUUCACUCGGAUGGCGGAGGGGAGAAGCGGGACUCCUUUUGCAAGGGCCCUUCAACCCCAUGGUCCCUGAGGCCACCUGAAAAAGGGGGGGGGGGUUCUAACCAUGCACAUUGUGCUCCUGAGCUGGGAGGCAGCCAAGGAUGGGGAGGGGGUCUUGAGCCACAUUGGUCCGUUUCUUCACCUCCCCUCCCCUUCUCUUCCUUGCAUGCUCUGGGAGCAACAUGCAGCCUGAUGGGAUUAAAACAGCAAGAGGUUCUGGGAGCUCAGCCUUGCUUUGUUCAGCCUGAGCCAGUUUUCCAGGCUUACGCAGGGUCAUGGUUAGAACAGUUGCUCCUUCGGCCUUGUCAGUGCUCUGUUAAUCGGUUCCAACCCCAAAGGCUCUCUUCCCCCUCUCCCGCCCCCACUUUGCCAGCAUUUCCAGGCUGGGAUGAUUUCCAGCAUGUUUCUUCCUGGCUUUCGGAUACUCUGAAAAAUACACACGCUGGACCUUGGCCACCCACCUCACUCCCACCUGGCUUGUUUCCCCAAGAGCGCCUUUGGCAGUUAUAAAACUAGCACCACCAUCUGCCUGUGGGGAAAAGUUGCUUGAGGGCCGUUGCUGGGAGAGGGCGGCGGGGGGGAGGGAGGGCAGUUUUUUGCCCCAAAUCUUCCAUUAUUGAAGCAUGCAUAAGACAGGUCCUGCUAAUGUUUAUCUGCAAAAGCAGGAUAGCAUAACCUGCCCUUCCCUCCCUCUUCAAAACUCUUCCUCAUUUGAAAGGCCAGCCGUUUCCCUCCUCUUUCCAAAGCACAAGGAAACACAGGACCCUGGCUGCUGCAUUUCUCUCUCUUGUUCCUCUCCCCCCCCACCCCUCGCCUCCCCUCAAGUGGGUCUCUUCCACUGUCGUAUCGCCACUUGAGAAUGUAUUUUCAAUCCCCUUUGGGGUGAUUGGGCUCCCCACCCCAUAGCCCAUGCUGAGCUCCUCCUACCCCACCAUCACACACACACACACACACACACCUGGUUUGUAUAUAACUGUACUGAUACCUCGGUUUUGUGAGUGGUUAAUUUCUUUUUUGUUUUAAUUCUGAUCACAAAAUGCCUUUUUUAAAAGAGAAAUCAUGUCCCUUUUUUGUUCAUUCCCCUCCCCCCUCUAGGGACGCUGCCGUUUGAUGUAGUUUUACAGGUUCUAGAUUAAAACUUUCCAGAAAGUA
Molecule: messenger RNA, 5085 nt
Organism: Rhineura floridana
Lineage: Eukaryota; Metazoa; Chordata; Lepidosauria; Squamata; Rhineuridae
Gene: MARK2
Product: microtubule affinity regulating kinase 2
Exons: 19
Coding region: 807-3149 (780 amino acids)
Biological process (GO): microtubule cytoskeleton organization; protein phosphorylation; intracellular signal transduction
Cellular component (GO): cytoplasm
Molecular function (GO): tau-protein kinase activity; ATP binding; protein serine/threonine kinase activity
Source: RefSeq, a predicted model, not a curated record